Pichia kudriavzevii is the source of this 828-nucleotide messenger RNA. RefSeq lists its product as uncharacterized. The transcript has a single exon. The record is from RefSeq and is a predicted model, not a curated record. Gene Ontology annotation, biological process: maturation of LSU-rRNA from tricistronic rRNA transcript (SSU-rRNA, 5.8S rRNA, LSU-rRNA); snoRNA localization; box C/D snoRNP assembly. Bases 1 to 828 code for a protein of 275 amino acids. Gene Ontology annotation, cellular component: nucleus; pre-snoRNP complex. NCBI's taxonomy places the organism in Eukaryota, Fungi, Ascomycota, Pichiomycetes, Pichiales, Pichiaceae.
AUGCAUUGCGAGAUCUGCAAGAAAAUAGAGCAUAAGUAUGUUUGUCCACGAUGUAAAUUACGCACCUGUUCACUCCCAUGCUUCAAACAACACAAAAUUGAUAAGAAAUGUUCGGGUUUAAGUGAUAUUUCAUUAGGCACAAGGGAUACAUACAUUGAUAAAAAACAGUUGGAUUCCAACGAUGUGCAGCGUGAUUACAACUUUCUGCUUAAAGUGAAUCGAAGCUUGGAUCUUGGGAAGAGAAGAAAAAGCGAAAUGAAAAUACUGAAGACAGUAGGUAAUCGCAGAAAUGGGAAUUUUAGUAAUAAUGGAAUUAAUUCAAAAUGGGUACCCACCAGAGGGGUCAAAGUGAAGAAAGUUCCAUUGGGAAUGGAGAGGGGGAAACUUAAUAAGAGUGGCGGGAAGGGGAAUAAUUGGGCAUGGACCAUUGAAUGGUUGCUAAUCGAUGAAAAUAAAAAGGUUAUAGAUCGGUACGUCAAAUAUAAGUCAGGCGAAUCUAGCAUUCUGAGAACGAUAGUACCUAGGGCAUGGAUAUGCGGAGGAGAUGAAUACACAAUUUUGUUUAAAGAUUUGGAAAGUGGGGUGUUUGAAGUGGUUGAUAAGGAUGCCAAGUUAAGCGAAGUUUUACUCAAUAAGUUGGUUAUUGAAUUUCCCACGAUGUAUAUCUUCAAGGGAGACAGUAGUAUCAUAACUAGAGAGAAGGUAUUGGAUGAUGAUCUUUCUUCAGGGUCAUCGGAUUCCGAUGCAAGUUCUGACUCAAGUUCUGACUCAAGUUCCGACUCAGAUACACCACCUGAAGAAUCUAGUUCUAAACCUUUAGAAACAUAA